GGGUAACACAAGACAUAACAAACGGACUGUUAAACUGAAUAAAAACAAUUAAUGACUCGAGGUGUAAAACAAACAAUCGUCUCGAGUGAUAUAUUUGUUGACAAGUACCCGUAUCUUGGAUCUCGAUUACUUAAGAAAAAACAACUAUAGCUAUUUGUGAGCUGUAGAUAACGGUUUGCUAUCGUUUAAUGCAUAUAUUUAUGCAGACUCGUUUUGUUAGGUGCUUACGGGUUUAUUGGACGUAUGAAGAUUGCAAGUGUUUAAUUUGCGGAUAGUGUUUGACAGGUAACCGUCACUAGCCAACACGACCACUGCCAACUGCAAGCAUGUCUGUGGCAGCCAUUGGCACCUCCGUACCCCGUGUGGGCCCCACUAACUCCGCCUCCACGGGGCACCACAAAGUUGGAGAUGGGAGACCAAACACCGGGAGAACAGGCGGAGUGUACACCAACAUUUUUCGAGCAUAUCCGAAGACGCCACAGAAACUUCCGGUCAGCAGAAUACCGGACAUUGUUGAGCGGAUGCAGAGGGACACUCGGGCCAGCAAAGCAAAGGCCAAGGGCGGCCAAUGGUACAAAGGCGACGACUACGUGGACCCGAGGUCAUAUUCCUGGAAAAACCUCGCCUUGUUCUCUGACUACCAGGCACACAUGUGGACCCAGGGCGGAGAUAUUAAAAAAACGUACAAGAAAUGAAAGAAUGAAACAUCACGCGUGUUUUUUUAUAAAGUUUUGUUUGUUUGCGAUCACGUUGAAGCAUGGCGGAGAUAUAAAAACACGUACAAAAAGUGAAAGAAGAAAAUAGCACGCUUGUGUUUUUUUUUAUAAUUUUAGAAAGUUUUGGUUGUUUGGUGUACUCUGCGAUGCAUUCACUAUUUAGCAGAGCUGUUUUUUUCAGUAUAUUGGUCUAAAUCUGUGAAGGGUAUCAAAUAUUGCCACAUUUUUUUUUGUUUCUGGCAACAAUAAACGAUUGAAAAUGUUUACGAACAACCCACACUGUCACAAGAAACAUAAUUAUGGAAGUGUAUAUUUGAUCCAUAUCCGGAUGCUGCGACCUAGCUUGUACAUGGCAAAACAUUAUCCUAAACAAUAAAUUUGAAACAAAAACACAGCAAAAUAAUUAAAUUAAGUCCGCGUGCCAAAUAUAUAGCUAACAUACAUUGUUUCUUUUUUAGGAACUUAAUGUUUUGCUUCAAAUGUAUUAAAGACCCAUAAUGCAUAUCAUUCAUUUCUGUCAUAACAUUACCAAACAUUAUACUGUUUUAGUGUGUUAUUUUUCAGACAGCUCUAAAAGCCAUUCUUUUAUUUUAUGAAAACAAUAUUUACCGUGUCAGUAUUACAUAUACAAAGAUAUGACAAUGUUUUUAGAUUGUGGUGAUGACGUAUAUAAUGUAAAUAAACAUAUAUAAACACGUAUGAAAUAAUUAUUUUUAAGUAAUAUAUAAUCCAAUUAGUAUAAAGCAAAAUAACUGAACGCUUAAGAAGUUAGGAGAAAAAUCUAAGCUUUAGCAAUGAUUAUGAUAUAUUAAAGUCCUUUCUUACGUUACUUCAAUGUACGGCUAUCAAUUGAACACAAUUGACGUAAUCCAAUUGCUUUAUCUAAUUACAAGAUUGCCCUAGAUCUAAAUGCAAUCGAAGUUUAAUUAGAAUAGCAUUCUUUAAACGAUCAAAAACAAGCCAACCAAUAUCUGCGCGAUAGAAAACAAAGGUUCAUAUCAAAUCGAUUUUAUCAAUAUUCCAAUAGCCAAUUACAUGCAAAUACGUAGUAUCUGCCAAUAAAAAUAUAAAAGCU
This is a messenger RNA of Dreissena polymorpha, 1791 nucleotides long. RefSeq lists its product as uncharacterized. The record is from RefSeq and is a predicted model, not a curated record. NCBI's taxonomy places the organism in Eukaryota, Metazoa, Mollusca, Bivalvia, Myida, Dreissenidae. The transcript is spliced from 3 exons. Bases 327 to 695 code for a protein of 122 amino acids.